Molecule: messenger RNA, 5615 nt
Organism: Microbotryum saponariae
Lineage: Eukaryota; Fungi; Basidiomycota; Microbotryomycetes; Microbotryales; Microbotryaceae
Source: the annotation of a GenBank genome assembly
AUGAGUUCAAUCCCCCCUGGGGUCAGGCAAUUUUGCGCGCAUACACUCAGCGUCCCGGCCCCCGCACUUGCCCAGCGGCGUGCCAAGCACCCUGGCGCAUCGACAGUGCUCACAGUGCCCAAGCUGCACUUGCCCAAGCGACCUGAUCAACAUGCCCAGUUGCCUCACAAGCCGCACCCACUGCCACAAGCUCUUCAGCUUCGCGCACAGGGGGGUGUUGAACUUCGCUCCAUCUCACUUCUAGGACAAUAUGCGCUCACUGAAGUAGAGGUGCCUCGCCUUUUGGUGCAGUGGUAUAUUGUUCCUUCAUACAAAAAGCCCGACACCGCUGACUCGACCGUCGACUCGCAACACCAUGUCGGAUGUCUCGCCACCGGUCUUCUCGCUCGUCGUCGCCAGCUUCGCAACCACUCUUUUGUCGUCGACUCGGGCGCCACUUCGCACAUGGUCUCGGACAAGUCGCUGUUCACGACCUAUCGCCAUAUCGCUCCUACGAAGAUUGGUGGUAUUGCAGGGGGCAUCAACGCCAUCGGAACGGGAAACAUCGCCUUCAUUGCCGCCUCGGGUCAUCCGAUCACGCUUACCGGCGUGCUGCACACUCCGGGCCUGUUUGUCAAUCUUCUCUCGGUCUCUCGACUUUGCGACACCGACGAUGUCCGUGUCGCCUUCACAAAACACGGCAUCCACAUUGACAAGGACGGCAACGACAUCGCUGAAGGCGCACGACUCGACGAAGGGCUCUACUUGCUGGACGCUGAUCAUUCCAAAUGUCAGCACCUUGCUCUCCUUUCUCGCUCACAGUCGUCCGUGCCCCUGCUGACUCUCCAUCGCUGCCUCGGCCAUCUCGCACCGUCCUCCAUACAGAAGAUGGUUGCCGCUGGUUUGCUGGAGGGUCUCAGGGCCGGAUAUAGUGACGAAGAGGUAGAGAAGUUUGUCUGCAAUGCUUGCCUCAGCGCAAAGGGCCAUCGUCUUCCCUUUCCCGAUUCGGAUUCGCACUCCUCAGAGAGACUCGGCCUUGUACACAGCGAUGUGCUUUCCUUCCCCGAGCGGUCCUUGACUGGCAAACGUUACCUGGUCACAUUCCUUGACGAUUACUCGCGCAAACUCUGGGCCUACGCAAUCGGACACAAAAGCGAAGUCUUCGGCAUAUUCAAAACUUGGCUAGCCGAGGUUGAACUCGAGACGGGUGCGACGCUGAAGGUCCUCCGAACCGACAACGGUGGCGAAUACUGUUCGAGAGCGUUCACAGAGUUCUGCAAGACACGAGGCACCCGUCGACAAUACUCUAUCCCACGCACGCCUCAACAGAACGGUCGUGCAGAGCGGGUCAAUCGUUCCAUUGUCGAAGGCGUCCUUGCCCUCCUUGUCGACGCCCACCUACCCAAGACAUUCUGGGAGGAGGCUGCAGCUUAUUUCGUUUACUGCAAGAACCUGUGUCAACACGCGGCCCUGGACAAGGCAACACCAAACUCCGUCUGGCAGGGUGACCACACCACUGCCUCGGCGCUUCACCCGUUCGGCUGUACAGCUUGGCUUACGGUCGCGCCCGAACUUCGCUCCAAACUCGACCCGAAGGCGGUUCGCGUUUUUUUCACCGGCUACGACCUGGCUUCAAAAGCCUUUCGCUUCUACGACACUACAACACAGAAGAUUAUACUUGGCAGAAAUGCCACGUUCCUCGACACUGAAUUCCCCGGAUUACAUGGCGACCCCACUGAGCAAGACGGCGACACGCACUUCGCCAGCGCUCCCACCACCGAAUCUCAAACCGUUGUCAAGACAUGGACCCCACUAGUAAGGUCGGCGCACAUGGACGUCUCAUCCCCCCUUGAUGAUUCUGCCAUGAGCGCCGUUGACGUGGCCCCAGGGUACACUGGCGGAACCUUACUUAACUUCACAGAUGCCGAAUCGUCCUCGUCACCGUCGCCUGCGUCGCCCUCAUCACCGUCGUCUGCGCCAUCGCCUGCACUUUCACCAUCGUCGGCUGCGUCAUCGUCACCCUCGGCCUUACCGACCGACUCUGAAGACUCCGCCGAUCCCCUCGACCUCCUCGGCUCACAGCCCCAGGUUCGCCUCGAUCUACAGGACGUGCACCACCCAGACUUCAGCACGUACCGCGAGCCCGCAUCGGCUGAGGAGUCGCCCGACGAACUCGACCUCAUUGGGCGCCACUCUCGCGACGAAUCUCCGGACGAAAUCGAUUUCCUCACCCGACACCACCGCGCCUUCAUCGCCAUCGACGACGACACCUCUGACACAGAGGCAAUUCAGCCAGUCAAGUCCAUCACGAGCGACCCACAGACCUGGCGCGAGGCGAUGUCUAGCGACAAGCGUGAAGUAUGGGCCAAAGCCGCCACCGACGAGUUCACCUCCAUGCGCGACGACUUCAAGGUCUUCACCAUCGAGGACCGAGCCACGGUGCCCGCGGGUGCGACUAUCGUUACAUCCAAGUUCGUCUGGAAAACGAAACGGAACGCACUCGGCGAAGUCACUGGACACAAGGCAAGGCUGGUCGCGCAAGGCAAUCGGCAACGCGACGGCAUCGACUUCAACGAAACGUUCGCACCGGUCGCACGCUUCUCCUCGAUACGCUCACUCCUCGCGCUGGCGGCCGCCAACGGCUUGCACGUGCACCAGGCGGACAUCGACAAAGCAUAUCUGCAUGGCGACCUUGACCACGACAUCUGGAUGACGGCACCGCGCGGCUUCGACCUUCCCAGCGACAAGGUGCUUCGCCUGCGACGCUCCAUCUACGGGCUCAAACAGGCUGGCCGAAUCUGGAAUCGACACAUCGACGCUUCGCUUCGGGCCCUCGGUUACACGGCGACGGGCACCGACCACUGCGUAUACUCUUGGCUCGAUGAUCGUCAAUGUCCACACUACAUCGCACUGUACGUCGACGACCUCCUGAUGAUCAGCCCGGAACUGGCCGAAAUCGAACGUGUCAUCUCAGGCCUGGACCAACGCUACGGAGUCAAGCGCCUCGGCCCGGCCGAGUAUAUCCUCGGCAUCCAGAUCAGGCGGUUCGACGACGGCUCUAUCGCCCUAUCCCAGGAACGGUACAUCAUGGACGUGCUCGCUCGGUUCCACUUCGACACCACGACUCGCGGCACUACAGUUCCGAUGACUCCCGGCCUUUCGCUCACUGCUAUCCCGGGUCAAGGCACCGAACGGAUCAGGUCAUGGUAUCUGCAGGCUAUCGGCUCGCUCCUCUACAUUUCGCUCGGUACCCGCCCUGACAUCGCCUUCGCCGUGUCCUACCUGGCCCGCUUCGCCAACAACCCCGGUCGUCGUCAUUGGAUUGCGGUCAAGCACAUCCUACGCUAUCUCCGGGCCACGUAUCGCAACGAACUCGUGUAUGCUCGCGGCCAGGCUCGCAUCACGGGUGUGGUAGGCUACUCCGACGCGAACUGGGGGGCCUGCAUCGACACAUCGGUGUCCACCAUGGGCUACGUCUUCUACAUCGCUGGCUCGGCCGUGUCCUGGUCGUCCAAACGCCAGUCUCGAGUUGCCGAUUCGACCACCGACGCUGAAUACCUCGCCCUCUCGCAUGCUGGCAAGGAAGGGAUUUACCUCAGUCAGCUGCUCGAAGAGCUCCAUGUACAACCUGUUGCACCGGCUCACAUCUUUACUGACAACGAAGCCGCUGCUGCAGUUGCUCACGAUCCUGUCCGCGUCUCUGGCACUCGGCACAUACGCUUGCGUGAGCACUUCGUUCGGGACAUGGUGAAUCGGGGCGACAUCUCUCUCUCGCAUGUGGGUACCAGCGACAUGGUGGCCGACAUCUUCACCAAGGCUCUCGGCCCAAAGGUCUUCUCAACGCACUGCUACGCCCUCGGCCUUCGCACUCGACACCCGCGGCUUGGGUCUGCCUCGCAUUCGCGUGGGGGGGGGUGUGAAGAGUCCACUCUCAGCUCGACAGGGGCGCCUCGGUCGUUGCGCGCACUUGCUAGCCCGCCCCCGGCGGUGGGGACUUAGACGCGCGCGACUGCCUCAGCGCGCCAGCGCCGGCGGAUUCAUGCGCGCGCCCGCUAGCCCGCCCCCUUGCGGUGGGGACUUAGGCGCGCCGGCGAUUUCACCCGCGGCUGACUUAGGGAUGUACAUUGUCACGCGCCUGGGACUAUCCCAGCGUGGCCCCCCCCUUUCUGUUUCUUAGCUUCCUUCUCAUCACUUCUGUUCGACUCUCAACCUCUCCUGACAGUAGUGGUGAACGUCUCAUAGGUACGCUGAAAUAGAUCACUUCUGUUCGACUCUCAACCUCUCCUGACAGUAGUGGUGAACGUCUCAUACGUUCUACCCGUACCAAGUGCCUCGCCUGUCGCAGCCCUUCUCACCGCGUCGCACAAUGCCCUACAAGGGCCCAGCAUCCACCGCCAGGCCCGUGUCGCUCCUGCAAGAAGAAGGACCACUGGUCUUUCGACUGCAAAAAGGCUCUUGAGGACGGGAAAACGCCCGACACCUCUGAUGCGCAACACCAUGUCGGAUGUCUCGCCACCGGUCUUCUCGCACAUCGUCGUCAGCUUCGCAACAACUCCUUCGUCGUCGACUCGGGUGCCACUUCGCACAUGGUCUCGGACAAGUCGCUGUUCACGGCCUAUCGCCACAUCGCUCCUACGUGUUGAACUUCGCUCCAUCUCACUUCUAGGACAAUAUGCGCUCACUGAAGUAGAGGUGCCUCGCCUUUUGGUGCAGUGGUAUAUUGUUCCUUCAUAGGUUAUGAGCCCAGAGCAACCAGCAGGUCAUGAGUUCAAUCCCCCCUGGGGUCAGGCAAUUUUGCGCGCAUACACUCAGCGUCCCGGCCCCCGCACUUGCCCAGCGGCGUGCCAAGCACCCUGGCGCAUCGACAGUGCUCACAGUGCCCAAGCUGCACUUGCCCAAGCGACCUGAUCAACAUGCCCAGUUGCCUCACAAGCCGCACCCACUGCCACAAGCUCUUCAGCUUCGCGCACAGGGGGGUGUUGAACUUCGCUCCAUCUCACUUCUAGGACAAUAUGCGCUCACUGAAGUAGAGGUGCCUCGCCUUUUGGUGCAGUGGUAUAUUGUUCCUUCAUACUACGAAGAUUGGUGGUAUUGCAGGGGGCAUCAACGCCGUCGGAACGGGAAACAUCGCCUUUGUUGCCGCCUCCGGUCACCCGAUCACGCUUACCGGCGUGCUGCACACCCCGGGCCUGUCUGUCAACCUCCUCUCGGUCUCUCGACUUUGCGACACCGACGAUGUCCGUGUCGCCUUCACGAAGCACGGCAUCCAUAUCGACAAGAACGGCAAUGCUAUCGCUGAAGGCGCAAGACUCGAGGAAGGGCUCUACUUGCUGGACGCUGAUCAUUCCAAAUGUCAGCAUCUCGCUCUCCUCUCUCGCUCACAGUCUUCCGUGCCCCUCCUGACCCUUCACCGCUGCCUCGGCCAUCUCGCACCGUCGUCCAUACAGAAGAUGGUUGCCGCUGGUUUGCUGGAAGGUCUCGGGGCCGGAUAUAGUGACGAAGAGGUAGAGAAGUUUGUCUGCAAUGCUUGCCUCAGUGCAAAGGGCCAUCGUCUUCCUUUUCCCGAUUCGGACUCGCACUCCUCAGAGAGACUCGGCCUUGUGAGGAAUCCACUCUCCGCUCGGCUCAGGACUUAG